Cryphonectria parasitica EP155 is the source of this 1932-nucleotide messenger RNA. RefSeq lists its product as uncharacterized. NCBI's taxonomy places the organism in Eukaryota, Fungi, Ascomycota, Sordariomycetes, Diaporthales, Cryphonectriaceae. The record is from RefSeq and is a predicted model, not a curated record. Gene Ontology annotation, biological process: transmembrane transport. Bases 1 to 1566 code for a protein of 521 amino acids. The transcript has 5 exons. Gene Ontology annotation, molecular function: transmembrane transporter activity. Gene Ontology annotation, cellular component: membrane.
AUGGAUAGAACCCGAGACUCAUUUGUGGACGAUGCUGUCCAGUGUCGUCCACAUACUGUUGUCCAAAACGGCGGUGAUAUCGAGGGUGGCGGAGGAUGUGACGUCGAGCCCGACGCCAGCGGUCAUCAGCCACUCUGGGUCAGGCUGGCCUGCAUUCUCCUCGACUUCCUGACACAGACAUACGACCAGAUCAGGAUCGUUCCCGAAAUCGUUCUUUUUGAGAGAUGGGUUUGCAGUUCCUACGCCCCCGCACACGGCGAGCAGGUCUUUGGUGGCCUGCAGGAUGUGUGUAAAUCUCCCGACGUGCAGUACCAGCUGGCCCGGCUCAGGAGCUGGAAGGCCUUUUUUGACGGCGUUGCUAUUCUUCUUACUGCCGUGCCGAUGGGUCUCCUUGCCGACAGGAUAGGCCGCAAGAGAGUCAUCGUGACGAGUAUCCUUGGGCCGCUCAUGUCACUCUGUUGGGUUGUCACUGUUUGCAUGGGUGGAUAUGGCAACGGUGACAUGCGACUAAUCUGGGCCUCGUCCAUUUUCCUCCUCAUGGGCAACUUGUCAUCAGCAAAUGCCACCAUCUACGCCAUGGCAGCAGACUCGUGUCCGCCCUCGCAGAGAAGCCGCUAUUUCUACUACCUCUAUUCCACCUUUCUGGUCUGUGAGCUCUUCGCGCCCGCCCUCGCAUCUGUGACUAUCGAGAGACACCUGAUUAUCCCCUUUGGCGUCGGCUUUGCCUGCCUGCUCCUCUGUUUUCCCAUUCUGUACAUUAUGCCAGAGACACACAGAGUCAUCAGAAACCUUGGUGGAGUGCGGCGGCGCCCGAGCAAGGAGGCCCACGACGAGACGAGCCCCCUCCUUACCUCCUCUUCGCCCUCGAUCAACCGCACACGAACGACGACGACGACGACUUCGCUGCCGCCUUCUUCUCAGAGGCAGCCCGGGAAAGCAGGCCUCAUGAGCGUUCUGUGCAGGAGGAAUAUCCUCCUCUCCCUCUUUGUCCUCUUCAUCGGCGCCCUCAGGCAGGGCACCGUCUCAAUGCUCCUGCAGUACGCAGCUGUGCGCUUCGGGUGGCCCACCUCGCAGACCGCUAUGCUUGUUUCGGCCAUCGCGGCGAGCAACAUUGUUUUAUUUCUCGUUGUCCUCCCCCAGACCGUCGCAUUCCUUACCUCGAGGUGGCAUAUCGUGCCGCAGAUUAUUGACUACAAUGUUGUGUCUGCCAGCCUGGCUGUCCUAACGGUUGGAGCUGUGCUGAUGGGUCUUGCGUCUUCCAUGACGGGCCUGUUCCUCUCUGUGUUGUUCUUCGCCGCGGGGUACGGGACGCGGGUUGCCGUCCUCUCGCUGAUUACCGCGUGGACUGACGAGGAUACGCGCGCGAGCACCUUUGGUUUUGCGCAGAUUGUCGAGGGCAUCGGCCGGAUGUGUGGGGAUCCAAUCCUGCUUAGAGUCUUUGCGGCGUCUAUGGGCGUGAGUGGCGUUUUGAGGGGUCUUCCGUUCUUUUUUGCGGCGGCUGGAUUUGGCACAGCUGCUAUUGCCUGGCGUUUCGUGAAUCUGAGGAUGAAGGCCAGAGCAGAGUAAUGUGUGGUCGACCUCGGGCGGAGAUGAAGACCGACCACCACAAGUCUCACACAUGGUGGAAGCAGCUAACAGCGAGUGUAUUUUCUGGAGCAGGGUAUAUGGUAACAAGGGAUAUACCUACAUCUAGAUUCUGAGGCGUUCUUUUUGUCUUUGGGGAGCAGUAUGCAUACACAUAGCGGGGUCAGAUUCACUGGGCCAUUGUACGGUGUGGAAUUAGGAAUAUGACGGGACGAUUGCGCAUAACCACUGGCUAGUAGGUUGUGUAUUUUAUGGAGACAGGAUAGCUGCCCAUUGCAGUGGCAGAGAUUUGAGCAUGACAUUCAGCAUAGCAAGUUCAAGGGUAUUUUUACCGAUGAGGUUUCAGGU